Labrus mixtus (cuckoo wrasse) is the source of this 1147-nucleotide messenger RNA. RefSeq names its product fetuin-B-like. The record is from RefSeq and is a predicted model, not a curated record. Gene Ontology annotation, cellular component: extracellular region. NCBI's taxonomy places the organism in Eukaryota, Metazoa, Chordata, Actinopteri, Labriformes, Labridae. The annotation marks the transcript as partial. The transcript has 7 exons. Gene Ontology annotation, biological process: negative regulation of endopeptidase activity. Gene Ontology annotation, molecular function: endopeptidase inhibitor activity.
CAACAGUCUGUUCCAUCUCUCCUCUGCACCAUGAAGGGCUUUUCCACUCUGGUGUUGCUGUUUUCAGCGGUGCUGCUCUGCCACUCUGUUCCAGCUUUGGAGCCAGUAACAUGCACUUCUGAAAAUGUCAAUGCAGCGGCCCGUUUGGCAAUGCAUCACAUCGACAUGCACCAUAGUCAUGGCUACAAGUUCAGACUCCUGGAUAUCAACGGCAACAAAAUGGAAGAGACUGACACAGGUUGCAACAUUGAGCUGAAGUUGGGUCUGGGGGAGACACAAUGCCAUGUGGUCAACCCCAAACACUUUGAGGACUGUGAGUACAGUGAAGCCAACGACGGGUCGGUGAUGUCCAAGUGCACUGUCAUGAUGACUGUCGUAGAGAGUGACGCCCAAGUCACCAGUUAUUCAUGUGAAACGCAGAGAGAGAUCUCUAAAAAGGAACUGUCCCUGACCUGCCCUGACUGUCCUGUCAUCAUGGCACUUAACGAUAAAGAAGGUCUAAACGCCGCACUGGAAGCUGUGAAAGAAUUCAACAAGAACACCACCAACCAGAACUACUUUGUCCUGCAGGAUGUGGGACGACUGAAACUUGGGUACAUCAUGUUGCAAGGGAUGAGACACUUCUCUGAGAUCGCCCUGGUUGAGUCAAACUGCCCGAUGUUUUCCAGAAUAGUUCCUGCGGCAUGCAAAGCCCUUUGCUCCCACAGAGCUCAACAUGCUGUCUGUCGAUCAUCUUAUUCCAAGACAACCGGAGUCGUGUCUCUUCGCUGUGAAUACUAUCCUGCACUGGACACCAGUCCCCUCCCCCCUGGUGAGAUGGAGCCUAUCUGUGAACAGCCUCCUUCCUUCAGCCCUGCUGGCCCUCCUGCACCCCCACCCAAUGCUGGCGCUGCACAAAUAGAAAUCCCCUUAAACCCCCUUCCCCCAGUCCUCCCAUGCCAUGCCAGUCCCCAGCAAGAGUUCCACCCAAUUUGCAACUGGCCUUAAUUUGAACUUUGCCCCAACCCGAAGCCUGCCAGUCCAGAGAUGCCUACACGAUGAAUGUUGUUGACUGGACUUCAAAAGUCUCUGAAUGUGUGUAAGAAAAAGCUUAGACCUUACAGGGUACCACAAAACAGAUCCAAAUAAACCACCACGGUGUCAAUCA